This is a messenger RNA of Ostertagia ostertagi, 3066 nucleotides long. The record is from the annotation of a GenBank genome assembly. NCBI's taxonomy places the organism in Eukaryota, Metazoa, Nematoda, Chromadorea, Rhabditida, Trichostrongylidae.
GGGCAAUGGUUUGUUCAUGGGCUGACUUUACCAGCCAACUUGGCAGAAGUGGACAGCUAUUUAUACAAGAAGCAAAGAGCUCGCUUUGAUAAUCUUGUCAAGAAUGGGAAACACCGUGUGAAUACAACGGUGAUCAUUGACACGGAUAGAGCCAAGAAUAUACAGAUCGAAUCCACUGCCGAAAUGAUUUGGCCUCGUCUGUUAACGCGGAAUUCGGUGCAUUUCCCAUUAACUGCACUUGGCAAUUUUACGAUAGUGAAUCUCACCUUGGCGAAUCCGACAUCGGUUCCUAUAGCAGUACAAGUCAUUCCGCUAGUGAUUUAUCCAGAUGCUGACGCUGUAGUAGAGUUUUUUCGCGAGCACCUUAUCACACCGCUUACUUCUGAGGUGGAAAUGAACGAAACACUAAUGUUUUCCUUACGCGAUACUGAGCUGUUCACUCUAAAGCCUGAUAGCCCCGUACCAAGAUUACGGGAGGAACUCGAAGCUGCCAUACCACAGACUGUUCCAAGGUUCACUUUGUCACUGCUGUUAAAACCUCACAUGAAGGUCCGCUUACGACUAGGUUUUCUGCCAUCGGACUACACUCUUCGAUCAUCUCUGUUACUCAUUAGGAACAAUUUGACGGUGAUUGAACCCGUUGUGGUGUAUGGCAGAGGGGCACGAAUCGGUAUGCGUGUGGAAAAUAUGGAAGCACGCUCAAAACAACCUCUACUUUUUGAAAUUCGUCAUGAUCAUCUGAGCGACUGUAACAAUCCCAAACGUUUGAUGCAUAAACUCAGUUCUACACUCACAGUUCGUCGUCCGUUUUCGGUGAUGAACUCAGGAGAGGUGCCGUUUACUGUGGUUAACAUGAGUAUCAACGGUGUGCCCUGUGAAAACCGUGGUUUUCGCAUCCUCAACUGCUAUCCGUUUCGUCUCCAACCGAAUGAGACCUAUUCUCUUGAUGUCGCAUACACACCAGACUUUCUGACUACUACAAAUGAGGCGGAUCUUCAGCUUUACAUGCAUAUGAAUGGCAGCUCAUGGUUAUUCCCGUUGGCGGCAACAGUUCCUGAGGAUAUGUUGGCUAGAUGUCAUCGAGCCCUACCACGUCCUCCAUUCGAAAAUCUUAUGUACUACAGCUGUGUGACCGCUCAUUGUUUCUGCUUGGUUUGUGUAUUGGCGUGCGCAUAUUUGGAAGGUGAUAGAGCUAUUGCUUGUGCAAUUCGACAACACCACUCCACACCUCGGACGGUCUUCGAUUUGAACAACUUGGACGGUAAAAGGAAUGGAAGCACGUCUUCUGCACAAGGCAGCAGUCACAGUGGCAACGGGAAGAGCACAGCGGCUGAUGCCUCGAUGGUCUUACGAAUCUUCUACCAAGCAGCCAACUCGGUAUUGAGAGCGGUGCACUUCGUGUGGCGACUUUCGUUGCUUUAUAGAAACGACAAGCAAGAUCAACCCAAGAAGGAGAACAAGAGAAAAAAGAAAGCGCAAGUGUCCAUUAUACACUCCAAAGUGAAAGACAUGAAAGAAAAGGACAAAGAUGGCAUCAAAGAAAAUGCGAAGCUAUCAAUGUCUCCAAAGGCACCUACCAAUCAGCGAAAGAAAAGCGGAGGAUUCACUGAAGCUGAUCGGCGACUGGCACGUGCCCAACAGCUCAUGGAUGCCGACCUGGAACGGCACCCCAUUUUGACAUCCGAGACAACUCCGCCCAUGUCCACGUCAGAUAGCUCGAGCGUAAAUGUUCAACCUUCUGUUCGGCCCGUUGCAGCGAAGCGCGAGGAGAAACGGCGCGAAAGUGGUGAAAGGAAUGAGCAUGUUCAUCAAUUACCACAGCCUGUUCCUGUCGCUCCUGUACAACAGAGAAGAUCCACGUCGCCGAAGGAAACGGAUUCAAUGGCGGCCCCUCCAUCUCCAUCCACCCCAACGACUGCGACCUCCGUUUUUUCUGCUUCGUAUAAUCCAUCCACAUCGAGCACCAUGACCACAUCUAUGCCUAUGUCGCGGCCAUCCGUCAUUCCUGUAUCCGCUGUUCAUCCGACGGUUUACCCAACAGCGAUCACCGGAACUGAGCCCAUUCCUAUACCAGUUAUGCUGCCUGUGAUUCCAACUCUAAUACCCGGUCUAACGUUACCCAUCGGUGGAAUGGAUAUGACAAAUGUUUCUCUGGGAGCACUGGCUGAGUACUAUGGUCAAAUCAGUGCCUAUGACGACUCAAAUAUGCCAGCCACCCCCACACCAUCACUGGCCUCCAGCGUUGGGACCGAUCGAACGGGUGGGCUACGAGAAAUGAAUACUCCUGAGUUUGCCCGUUCUCGACGUCACAGCGAAAGUGAGCAGAGUGUUGCGAGUGAGCUAAGUGCCGCUCCUGACUGGCUCGAUGAAGUUGUGGGACCAGACGAUGUAGAUGACGACUUUUCGGCUAUGGCAGCGGCGAGCGAAUUCCUGAUGAGUGCAUCUGGCGAAGAUGCGGGUAGUAGCAGAGCUCAAACACCUCAGCCACUCGCACGAUCUGCCAAUACGCAGCACCAACAGAAAAGGCGCACUCGUCGUGAUAAGCGGCGACGUCGCGGAAGGAGCAGCGGAAACGAAGGCGCUAGCAGUAGUGAUAAGUCGCAUCGCAACGCGAUUGGUGCUGAGCGUGUUCCAAAGAAAACCCUGGCUGCUGAGCUGAACGAAGAACGACGCCGAAGAGAAGAUGAGUACUUGAGGAACAACAACGCAGGUGGUCUUGGCGAUUGGCCAAUGCCGGACCUUCACCUGGGCUCGCUCAUUGAAGCUGACGAGAGAACUAGCGCCAGCUCAAGGCUAUGGCCUCCUACACCGAUUGGGUCACGUUCUUCACUUGCUGGCCAGUGGAACGAACACUCGAAUGCUAUGUCAUCUUCUACUGCUGCUCCAGAUAUGUCAUAUGAUCCACUGUCGCUCGGAUUGUCGCUAGGACCUACUGUUGCACCAGUGGAUGCGAAUGCUCCGUUCAACAUUUUCGCAGGCGCCGACUUCAGUCUAUGGUCGAACGCCGGCUUUGGUGACACGCAUCAUUCGUGGAGCAACAAUGGCGAUAAGCCCGAUGCGAAUUAG